UCUCACACACACACACACACACACACACACACACACACAGACUGGAGCAGACCUGACUGCGUCUCCACCUUCCACACUUUAUUUACUUGAUUUAUUUGAUUUGUCCUUCGUUGUCUGGCUGAAACUCUGCACAAGGAGCACAGUUUGGGUGUGUGUGUGUGUGAGUGUGUGUGUGAGAGUGUGUGAUGACCCCAAGGGAUCAGCUGAGGAAGAUGAGCACGUUAGGAGAGCAGGAUGAUAAACACUGGUAUAGACUUGUAAACAGUAUAUCUGUGGGAGAACUGAGACAGAGGCAGGAGAUGAUGAUGAGGAAUCCAAUGGCUUUGAACCCACAGGUUUUGUCUCAGACUCAGCAGAGACUGCAGCUCGAGCCACGCUUCAUCGACAGGGAGCUGGUCCCUCCAACUGACAUGGUGUCAUCCUCUGAGAAUCGCCACUUGGCCCCCCCGCUGCCCCCCCACUCCACAGUCCUCACUGGAAGAGCCUUCAGUUCUUCAGGAGGUUAUGGCUUCCUCCCACCUGAUUCCAUGGAAACAGUUGCUAGGCGACAGGAGAUCCUCCACAAACAGAACAUAGCCAGGAUGGAGAUGAACGCCAUCCUGCAGCAGAAGGAACUGGAGAACCAGCAGAAGACCUUACUGAGCAACAUGGAGAACCCGCUGGUGUACCAGCACAUCACACAUCCCGGUCCUGCCGUCUUCAGAGGACGUAAUCGUCUCCAUGACAACCAUGAUGUCUUUGACCUCCACGCCAACAGCUUCCUGAUGUCUGGCCCGUAUCCACCAAUCAGCACUCUGCAGAGGGAGAGGGGGCGGCGCCCCGGCAGGAGAGCAGCCAAUCAGAAGUUUUCAGACAGUGGCGCUGUGUUUCAAUCCGAGAGGAACCAGACGGAGGAGAAGAACGUGGACGAGAGUCCUGGAGGAACCUCAGGAGAGGAGAAGGAACCAGAACCGGAGGGAAGAGUGGAGACUUGCAGUGAAGCUAAUGCUAAUGCUAAACAUCAGCCAGCUAAAGUGGAGCUAACAGGAAGGAGAUGUUACAGAAACGGAGAACAGAGUAAAGUGUGUGUUAACACACAAACAGGCUGCACACACACAGACAACGCUAACAUCAGCAAGGACAUGGACAAGUUCCUGUUCCUGCCCAACACGCCGUUCUCCUACAUGUUCCCCCUGGGAGGGAACACACUACUGCCUCCUGCACACUCUAACGUGUUCCUGAACCCAGAUGAGAUCUCUGCAGUGGAGGAUCUUCGCAAGUGGACUGUUGAUGAUGUUUACAACUUCAUCAGUAACAUCCCGAGCUGCUCAGAACAAGCUCAGAUGUUUAAAGAUCACAUGAUCGAUGGAGAAACUUUACCGCUGCUCACAGAGGAUCAUCUACUGGACACAUUGGGGCUAAAGCUGGGGCCUGCACUCAAAAUACGCUCACAGGUGUUAAGACGGAUGGGCGGAGCUCUCUGCAUGGCUGCCCCACCCCUCACACCUCUGACCCUUCAGCCACCUCUGGAGAAACAUGUGGAGAGGUCAUGUGAUGUCAUUUCCCCUUUAACCUGCAGCACAGAAUUAACACACAGCCCCAGAGUGGGUGAGUGUGAGACCCUCAGACCCCCUACUGGGCACACACCCACCUCCAGGAGUGACACGGUCUAAACACACACACACACACACACACCCAGGAGUGACACGGUCUAAACACACACACACACACACACACACACACACA
Tachysurus vachellii is the source of this 1725-nucleotide messenger RNA. It is a transcript of the gene samd7, whose product is annotated as sterile alpha motif domain containing 7. The transcript is spliced from 9 exons. The record is from RefSeq and is a predicted model, not a curated record. NCBI's taxonomy places the organism in Eukaryota, Metazoa, Chordata, Actinopteri, Siluriformes, Bagridae. Bases 186 to 1652 code for a protein of 488 amino acids. Gene Ontology annotation, molecular function: protein binding.